Messenger RNA from Anguilla rostrata (American eel), 3491 nucleotides. RefSeq names its product SET domain containing 4 (gene setd4). Bases 537 to 1886 code for a protein of 449 amino acids. The transcript is spliced from 11 exons. The record is from RefSeq and is a predicted model, not a curated record. NCBI's taxonomy places the organism in Eukaryota, Metazoa, Chordata, Actinopteri, Anguilliformes, Anguillidae. Gene Ontology annotation, molecular function: protein-lysine N-methyltransferase activity. Gene Ontology annotation, biological process: peptidyl-lysine trimethylation; peptidyl-lysine monomethylation.
UGGGAAGUAACGGGAACCAGCCUCUACUGCGCAUGCUUGAGGGCAAAAGUCAAUGCAACGUAGAAAACCAAGGUGAUUUAACCAUAGACACAUGUACAUAUGUCAAUGGAUUUAACAACCAAAGAAUACCUCAACGGUACACUUUUUUGAUCGUGAAUGUCAUUAUGUGCAGCAGUUUGUGAAACAAUUGUUGUUUUGGUCCAGAGGUCUUGGGAAAAUAUUUAUUAAAAUGUGGAUAUUUUAUUGCCCUCAACAUGCGCAGUACAGACGUACUUCCAAGACUUCACAAGCUUUGGUUCGCUGAAGGCGUGCUUUUCCUGUCUAGUUAAAAUUGCAUGCCGACAGCCCGUGUUUUCUCCAGCACUUCGCUAGUUUGGCGAUGGUCUCGUAAGAAACUGCACUAGAACGGAAAAACAAAGCAGACGCCACGUGACGUCUUUACUACGGUACCCACCGAGAGCAUAUAGGACCAUAUAAUCAAAUACCGAGUUCAGGAGGGGUAUCUAGCUACCUCUCCAUAGACUCCCAAAAUCAUCAUGGGGGGCCGAAAUGGUAGGAGGGAGCGGAGGAAGAAGAGACGGGACAGAAGUCAGAACGUCGAUCAAACAGUGAACCUGUGCCAUGACUCUCAGUAUGUGGAACUAAGGAAGUGGCUCAACAAACGAGGCUUUAACUCCAAAUCCCUGAUCCCAGCGCAUUUCUCGAACACUGGGAGAGGACUCAUGACGACAAAGGCUAUACCGGUGGGUGGUCUGGUUGUGUCCCUGCCGGAGAGCUGUCUGAUGACCUCACAGACUGUCCUUAGCAGCUACCUGGGCAAAUACAUCAAGAGGUGGAAGCCCUCAGUGUCUCCUGUGUUAGCCCUCUGCGUCUUCCUCAUUUCUGAGAGACAUUUGGGGGCGGGGUCACAGUGGAAGCCUUACAUUGAUGUCCUUCCCAAAACCUACACAUGUCCUGUCUAUUUUUCUGAUGAUGUCAUCAGCCUGUUGCCGGGAGACCUACAUAAUAAGGCUUUGGAUCAGAGGGGCAGGGUCUUGGAGCUCUUCUCCUCCUCUCUGCCAUUUUUUCGUUCACUGCAGCCUCUUUUCAAACGGCCCGUGGAUGAAAUUUUCACCCACGAUGCUUUGCGGUGGGCAUGGUGCAGUGUGAACACGCGCACCGUGUACAUGGAGCGCCCGCAGACCCAGUACCUCUCACGGGAGCAGGAUGUGUACGGCCUGACGCCAUACCUCGACCUGCUGAACCACUGUGCCUUAGUGCAGGUAGAUGCUGGGUUCAGCCAGGAGACGCGGUGCUACGAGAUCCGCAGCAGACAGGGCUGCAGGAAGUUCCAGCAGGCCUUCAUCUGCUACGGUCCCCAUGACAACCAGAAGCUCCUGCUGGAGUACGGCUUUGUUGCCCUGGGAAACCCUCACAGCGUGGUCUAUGUGGAUCCAAGUGACCUACAGCUCUGUCUCUCUGGAGCAGUGCAGCAGUUUGCCCAGAAGCUGCUGUUCUUGAAGCAGUAUGACUUCUUAGCAAACCUGACUUUUGGGCUUGAUGGAGCCUCCUGGAGGUUGAUGACUGUGCUCAGAUUGCUGUCCCUCAAACCAGACCAAUACUCAUGUUGGAAAGGUGUCCUAUUGGGGGCAGCAGUGAGUCAGGACAGAGAGGAAUGGAGUGUUCACUUGGCCAGGAUGUUGUGUCAGUACCUUGGGGAUGAAAACACUAAAGCGCUGCAGAGGUUGUCUGUCCUGAAGCAAGAAGCAGGGGCUGCUGUGAGGGAACAGCUAGCUGUGGUGGAAUGUCUCAGACUUGAGGCCCAGGGCAUUCUGGGAAAUUCACAACAAGUCCUGAAGAAUCUCCAGGAGGAAGCCCCGCCAAGUGAUGUUUCUCUACCCACAUAAGGAAUGUGUGUAACAAGGCCGGCUGAAGGAGGAAUCCACCCUCAUGAUCAUGGUCUAUAUGUCAAAAGGGUCUCCCAGCCAUAGUGGGGUGCCCAGGUGAUCUUCCGGGUCAAUGGACCAUAGCUUUCCAAUGUCCAAGUAAAGCAGAGAUGAUGGUCUGGACUAGAAGUGGAGGACCAUGUGAGACGGGCCCUGUCUGAGGGAAAAGUGGGCCCUGAUGCUGCCUGAGGACUUUUUGCCUGAGGGGAAAUUUAGCAUUGCAGUUCAGUCAGGGUCUUCAGUACUUAUUGUGCUGGCCCUUCGGUUUCCAGGAAUGUGCCUUCCCUGUGAAAGGGGCUGUUGUCAGAUCAUUGCACAGAGGAAUACAAUGAACAUUUUUUUUAAAUUGUGUGUAAGUUCCUGCUUAUGUCCUGUAUGUGGCACUAUGGGAACAUGUUGUGGCACUCAUCUUUUUCUCAGACAGCAGGUGGAAAAACAAUAAGCAGUCUUGCGUUUUAAAGUACACACUUGAUUACCUGCUUGUGGACUGGGGUAGUACUGCCGAGCACAAUUGUUGAGCGUGUGCACCAAACAUGUGGGCGUGUCUCCGAGUUUUACAGAUUUAGCAAUUCCUCCGUGCAAAUUUUUUUCAACUCCGCUAAAGCAGAUGGAGAGCGUUGGUGGACAGCAAUUGUCAGGUCAUACUACAAUUUCUCAGAUGGAUUUGUCCAUGGAUUUGGCUGGGCCAUUCCAGAAUACUGGCAUUUCUCAUUGUAAACUCCAGGUGUGAUUUAAUGUUGGCCUUUUCAGAAGUGGCUUCUAUUUAGCCACUCCCCCACUGGACAGAUCUUUGAAGGGCUGAAGAGAUUAUUGAUCUCUGGGCAGUUUCUCAUUUCAGCCAAUUCUUUCCCAUUUUAUUACAAUGGAAAUAAUAAUGCUCAUAGGAAGGUUCAAAGCUUUGCCAAUUAUUUUUAUAACUUUCUCCAGCUUUAAACUUCCUAAUGUCGUCUCACAGUUCCAUUGGCAGUUACUUGAGCUUCAAGUAGCAUGUGUGAUCUGAUAUGCUCUUUCAAUUGAGACCUCACAAAGUUGGUGAUAUUCAUUCUGAAAUCAUGCAGUUGUGACCAACACAGGUGAAUCUGAAGUCAACAAAGGUGGAUCUUGUAUUCCAUUUUCACAUUAAAUACAUAAACUGGCCCAAUUUAGGUGAAUAGUACUGAAGUCAUUUUCAGGUUUUUAUUUUCAAUAAAAUGUAUUUAUUAAAUCAUAUUGUAGAGGUUUACAUGCGAGUAGAAAAAAAACCCCACUGAAAUAUUUUAAUUUGACUUUGCAAUUCAGCAAAUGAGAAAUAAUCAAUGGGGAGUGUAACUUUAUAAAGGCACUGUCUAUGGGUACUGUACUGGGUAUGUUUACUUAACUUCUCAGGGAAUAACACCAUGUCUGGUAAUAAUUUUGGUAAAGUAUGCUGGGAAAGCAAAAUACUUGUUGGCUAAUAAGAUUUGUGUAACCUGCAUCGGGCAUCUGAGAAAGCUCUUUUUGGUGGUGGGAGGAACAUGCAUUAAUGUGUGCUACUUUUGCAGUUGUCUUUCUUACCAAUUACACAAGCAUGUGGGGAAUUUGUAUGAA